AUGAAAGCCAUGAGGAAGAGAUGGAAGUUGAAUUGGUCGGAGGUUUGCUGUAAUUUCACGAAAAAUAGAAAAAGAUUGUCUGUGGAUUAUGGGAAAAAGUCAAAGCUCGGUUUCACCAUAUACCCAUCUCCCCAGGUGUCAACAGCAGUAGUGGAGCCGUACAACAGCGUGCUGUCGACCCACUCCCUUCUGGAGCACACGGACGUGUCGAUCCUGUUAGACAACGAGGCUAUUUACGACAUUUGCCGCAGGUCGUUAGAUAUCGAACGCCCCACCUACACUAACCUCAACCGCCUCAUCUCCCAAAUCAUAUCCUCCCUAACUACCUCUUUAAGGUUCGACGGGGCCAUUAACGUUGACAUCACCGAAUUCCAGACAAACCUUGUCCCUUAUCCUCGUAUCCACUUCAUGCUCUCGUCUUACGCCCCCGUCAUAUCAGCCGCCAAGGCAUAUCACGAGCAGCUAUCUAUUCCCGAGAUCACAAAUGCAGUUUUCGAGCCAUCGAGCAUGAUGGCUAAAUGCGACCCAAGGCACGGCAAGUACAUGGCCUGUUGCCUCAUGUACCGUGGGGAUGUUGUCCCGAAAGAUGUUAAUGCCGCUGUGGCCACCAUUAAGACCAAGAGGACAGUCCAGUUUGUCGACUGGUGCCCUACGGGCUUCAAAUGUGGAAUAAACUACCAACCUCCAACAGUUGUGCCUGGUGGGGAUCUGGCCAAGGUGCAGCGGGCCGUGUGCAUGAUCAGCAACAAUACUGCUGUGGCAGAAGUGUUCUCGCGUAUAGACCACAAAUUCGAUCUCAUGUACGCCAAACGGGCCUUUGUUCAUUGGUAUGUGGGUGAGGGCAUGGAGGAAGGAGAGUUUAGCGAGGCCCGUGAGGAUCUCGCUGCGCUUGAGAAGGACUAUGAAGAGGUUGGUGCUGAUGGUGUGGAGGAUGAUGAGGAUGAUGAAGCCCAAGACUAUUGA
Striga hermonthica is the source of this 963-nucleotide messenger RNA. The record is from the annotation of a GenBank genome assembly. NCBI's taxonomy places the organism in Eukaryota, Viridiplantae, Streptophyta, Magnoliopsida, Lamiales, Orobanchaceae.